ACAUUGGCGAGUUAUGCCAGGGCUCCCGUGUUUUCAUUUUUUCUCUAGCUUCUCAGUAGUAAGCCAGGUCUCCUCGAUCUCCCCCCUUCUACCUCUUAUAUGAUCGCUCUUCCAUUAGAUUAGGGUUAGCUCUCUCUCCUUCAGACUCAUAGCUGUUUAGCUUUUACCGGCAUACCAUGGCCUCGGCGACCUCGUUCUUCUCCAUGGGUGAUAAGGAAAGAGGUGGAGACGAGGGAAAUAUUGUGAUAAAGGUAAAAUAUUGUGAUACCCUUAGGCGUUUCAGUGUUUACGUCCAUCGACAGCUCAUGAUCAUUGAUUAUGACAUGGAUAAACUCAGAACAAAAAUAUCUAGUCUCUUCAAUUUCAGUGAUGAUGCAGUUCUAGUUCUUACCUAUACUGAUGAAGAUGGUGAUGUGGUGGCUUUAGACAAUAAUGAUGAAUUGCGUGAUGCUGUUUUAAGUCAAAGGCUAAAUCCUCUAAGAAUAAAUGUUCAGCUAAAACCUUAUUCAACUGAUGGUUCUUAUUCAACUUAUUCACCUCUAAGAAUAAAUGUUCAGCUAAAACCUUAUUCAACUGAUGGUUCUUAUUCAAGACCAAACGGUGUGAGAAGUUCUGAUAAUAAUUCUGACAUAAGAUCUGAUUCAGCAAGUCCAUACCAUAGUAGGUUUCCUGGACUUGCAGUUGCAUUGAAUUCUACUGUUGAAAAGUCACUGAAGCCUGUUCCUGAUCCAAUUCGUGGAGUCCUCACAAAUAUUUCUCGUGAUGUGAUAAAAACUGCAUCAACUGCACCCGUUCUGAGCGAACUUCUGUCGCUCUUAUCAAAGAUGCAAAUUUCCAAUAUUUCUCAAUCUUCUCAGGAACAUAUUAGCAAACCAGUGGACAAGUCCUGUGGGUCACCUUCUAAGGUAGCAGACCUUAAUACCUUUGAUGAACCCAAAGUUUCAAUUGAUCUACAAAAUCAAUUACCCAAAGUCCCUGAAAAUACUCCAAAGAUGCCUGAAGUUGGUCAAUCGUGCCGUUGUUUGGGAUCCAUAAACUAUGCCACUGUGGAUUUUGAUCCGAAUAUGAGCAAUGAGCAUGGAAAGUCUGGGUUGGAUGUUGAGCCUCCCAUUCCAUUUGAUACUCUGGGUGGUGAUGCUACCGUGGGGAUUUUUGAGCCUUUUGACGAACCAAACCCCUUUGUUGCUUCAACGUUUAUGUGUGGAAAUGCCAGGACUGAGAGGCGGCCUUCUGAGGAUACUAGUCAGCUCCCGUUUGGUUUCACAUCUCAGGGUGAUGCCAUAGGAAACAGGCAUGCUGGUUCUUCUACAAAUCAUUGUUCUAAUACGAGACCUUCUGAUCUUACUAGUCACUGUCCUUUUAAUACAGUUUUCUUUCCCCCUAACAGUGAUUCUAGCUGCAAGGGAAUUACCUCGGGGAAAAGGCGUGGAGAUCCAACUUCAUUUUCUUGCCAUUCUCCAAUGCUACAUCCUUACAGGAGGUCAUCUAUUUGUCACGACCACCCAUCACGCACUUUCCACAAGGGUGUCAUAUGUGAUGGUUGUGGAAUGCACCCUAUUAUGGGACCAAGAUACAAGUCUACUGUGAAAGAAAAUUAUGAUUUAUGCAGUACUUGUUUCCGGAAUAUGGGCAAAGAAACUGAGUAUACUAGAAUUGAUUGGUCUGCCUUCCGUUUUCCUAAGCUAAAGAAAGACCACCACAAGCAUAAGCAUAGAAAUCGACUCUUAUCGAUGAUUGAAGCCCAUAAUAGGGUGAUGGUUCCAAGGUCAAAGCUUGGGAGUUGCUUCAUUCGAGAUGUAACUGUCUGGGAUGGAACUGUGAUGCGUCCUUCGUCUCAAUUUACAAAAAUAUGGAGGAUGCGCAACAAUGGUGCAAUUGCCUGGCCAUCUGGUACCCAACUUGUGUGGGUUAGAGGACAUCACUUGGGAAGCCAAAACUCAGCUGAAUUAGAGAUUCCCGAGAUGGGAUUUCCUGUGGAUGAGGAACUUGACGUUGCAGUUGAUUUUGUAGCACCAUUAGUGCUAGGUCAAUACACGUCAUACUGGCAGAUGAUGUCUCCUUCUGGUCAUAAGUUUGGAGAUGAAGUUUGGGUCGUUAUCCAGGUUGAUGAUAAACCAUUAGUAGCUUCUUCUAGUGCUGCCCCUGCUUUUCUCAACCUGAACUUGCCCCCUGAAAUUAGUUACCCGAACGAUGAAGUCAUGUAUACUGAUCCCUUGGAUUUCAUCGCUGCUGAAUCAGAAGAAAAUGCGUUGUUAGAGGAACUAUUAAAACCUGUGGGUCAUGAUAUGUUGAAGAAGGAUGGUGACUCAUUUCUGAAACCCUCUGGUGCUUCUUCUUUCAUUGAUUCCCCAGUAUUGCACAUUGAGGUCCCUAUAUCCUCUUCUCCAGUUCAAAAUCCUUCCAUUGAUGUCCAAGAAUCCUUGCCCCAAGUUCUGAAUCCUGUGAAUCCUUACAUGCCAAAUUCAGAUAAUACGUCGGCCUCAAGUGACAUUCUAGCUUCAUCUUUAAUAGUUUCCUCUGCAUCGCUCAUUGAGGACCCAAAAUCCUCUUCUCCUGUUUCAAACUCUGCCAUGGAUAUCCCAGAUCCUUUACCCCCAGUUUCAUAUCCUCUCAUUGAUAUUUACUAUCCAUCAAACCCUCCUCCAAAUUCCAAUCCCCCUCCUUCGGAUGUUCUCACUGAACAGAACACUGUAGAGCAAAGCUUGCUGAGAGAGCUUGAAGAGAUGGGCUUCAAGCAGAUUGACCUGAACAAAGAAAUCCUCAGGCAGAAUCAUUAUGAUCUGGAGCAAUCAGUGGAGCAUCUCUGUAGCUUUGAUGAAUGGGAUCCUCUUCUCAAAGAGCUGCAGGAAAUGGGUUUUAAUAACAGAGAGCUGAACAGGAAGCUGUUGUCAAAGAAUGGUGGAAGCAUUAAGCGAGUUGUAAUGGAGCUUAUUACUGGAGAGAAGGGUGAAUAGUUUCAGUAUAAAUAUUAAUAUGUGGUGGGUACAAGAUACUGUUUUUAUUAUCUGUUUAUCCAGCUUUGAUGUGUAAUUUAACUUGAAAUUGCACCCUUUACAUGUAUUUAAGUACUUGUUACAACUCUUGCUACGAUCUGGUAUUGUGUAAAUAUACGCAGUAGCUGCAUUCAAAA
Messenger RNA from Phalaenopsis equestris, 3130 nucleotides. RefSeq names its product protein NBR1 homolog. The coding region runs from base 177 to 2954 and encodes 925 amino acids. NCBI's taxonomy places the organism in Eukaryota, Viridiplantae, Streptophyta, Magnoliopsida, Asparagales, Orchidaceae. The transcript is spliced from 7 exons. Gene Ontology annotation, molecular function: protein binding; zinc ion binding. The record is from RefSeq and is a predicted model, not a curated record.